UCCCUGGCUAGGUACUCAACCUCCACGCCCUUCUGUACAUAGUCCGUACGCCCCAUCACCCAUGCUGGAAUCCCACCUAACAUUACUCGCUACCACUGCGUAAUAUAGUCUGGACACUCCCCAGGGCCACCGAGAGGGCCAACCUUCGAUCCAAAUACUGUAAUGCCCGUGCCAAAUCCUCGACGAAAUCAACCACAGCGGAAGUCACACCCUCCCAUCACAUUAUGGAUCCGAUCAUCUUCACCCCACGGCUGAAGUUGACUCUGAUCACGAAAGCAGAGCGAGGCAGUCCCGAACUCGAAUGGCUACAUGAAGUACGCAGCAACGAAAAGGCCACAUGGUGGAGGUAAGAAUGUGUUUCUAUUUCCAUUCCUCUUGAUUACUGCUGCAGUCCCAGGUCCAUGCGGGAGGUAUCUCAUUCUCUUAUUCACGGCCAACAAAAGACCCUCGAGGACACGGAGAAGGUCAUCGCAGGAUUCUUGCCUGUACCUCUGCCUGCACCUUUGCCAACCGACAACCCCCAGAACCCCGACACCUCCGACGCAGAAGACGAAAAGACAUACCGAGUCGUCUACGCCGUGCAUCAGCUCCCUAGAUCGCCAGACCCUCCUCUUGUUGGAGAACAGACAGAUCAACCCGCAACGACAACCAAUACCACCACCACUCCCACUACCGUAGACCAGUCGCAAUCGCAAUCCCAUGCGCAAUCACAAUCACAAAACCCAACCACAGCAACAACCUUCAUCGGUCUCGUAACUCUCACCUCCUUAAAUGCCAACACCCUCGACCUCCCCACACAUCUCACCACUCUUCCGACAACAACGACCACUAGCACCACCAGCACGACCACCACCAGCGCGACCACGACGAAACCCCUAACCGUCGAACUAGCAUACAUGUUCCUCCCCACCUCCUGGGGUCAAGGCUACGCCACCGAGUCCGUCAACGCAGUCUUCUCAUCCUGUCAGAGAGCGGGAGCCCCAGGAUCGCGGUCUCUGUCUUUCUGGUCCCCCUUCUCGUCCGUCACAGUCCGAGCAAUCGUGAACCAAGGCAACCCGGCGAGCAUGCGAGUCAUGCACAAGACCGGCAUGACCAAGACCGGUGUCUACGAGCUGACCGGUCGACGUGUUUUCCUUGCUGGAGAAUGGCGAGAACACCACAGUCUUCACAUCUUCAUCCGGCGUCUGUUCUAGACCAGCGGACGGCCACAGUCUUUCAUAUCUUCACCCGGCAUCUGCAGUAGUCAGAUCGACAAGACCUACAAGAUCGACAAGACCGGACCUAAACUGGGAGGUGGUGCAGGCGCGAUACCACGCAUAAAUACUCGUUUCUCUUCAAGGCAACCCGGGUCUCGUAUAACUACGGAGUACUAGGUAGUAUUUGUAGUAUUCCAACUGGGCCAGCAGGGCCUGAAAAGGGACCGCCUCUCUAGCAGACGAGAGUCUCCACGCAAAAGCCUCUAGAUACUGCGUCUUGCAAGGACGAACUUGAUCGGCUUUCUACAAGGGACUGAAAACAGUGUUCCACAGUCUCACAAUAAAUGCAUGUUCUGA
Exophiala xenobiotica is the source of this 1553-nucleotide messenger RNA. RefSeq lists its product as hypothetical. NCBI's taxonomy places the organism in Eukaryota, Fungi, Ascomycota, Eurotiomycetes, Chaetothyriales, Herpotrichiellaceae. The record is from RefSeq and is a predicted model, not a curated record. Gene Ontology annotation, molecular function: acyltransferase activity, transferring groups other than amino-acyl groups. The transcript has 2 exons. The coding region runs from base 402 to 1193 and encodes 263 amino acids.